This is a messenger RNA of Cryphonectria parasitica EP155, 3069 nucleotides long. RefSeq lists its product as uncharacterized. Gene Ontology annotation, cellular component: plasma membrane; cytoplasm; cell division site. The coding region runs from base 373 to 3069 and encodes 898 amino acids. The record is from RefSeq and is a predicted model, not a curated record. Gene Ontology annotation, biological process: septin cytoskeleton organization. NCBI's taxonomy places the organism in Eukaryota, Fungi, Ascomycota, Sordariomycetes, Diaporthales, Cryphonectriaceae. The transcript has 7 exons.
AGCAUCGUAUCUUCCCUUCCUUUCUCGAAUUCUAUAUUUCCAGAGCCACAAGGUCGCCGUCACACGCCAGGAUUUACUGCGGCCUACCUUUCCGUUUCUGGGGGCCACUGGCGCUUUUUGCACUGGUCCCUUGACGACGCAUCGCAACAUUGCUCCUCCCACGAAUCUCGCCCCUCUGAAACAAGCGUCUCAGUCUUGUCCCUUCAAGAACGGCCUCAACGCCUGUGCAUCCUGUCGACCUUUUAUUUCCUCCCCCAUUUGCCGAACGAGCCGAGGCAGCCAUACGAAUGCCCCCCCGAUGAAUUGAGUCCUCUGGCAAUUUCUCCCCCCUGAAAUCGCCAACGCCAACUUCGCGACAAGCACACAACAUUGAUGGCAGCCAUGGAUGACCUUCAGAGAUCAGAGUACCCGGCUAUGCUGGCAAAUUUGUCGCCUGGUCAGGCAAACCAGGUUGUCAAUGAGCGCUUGAGGCGCAUUGGCAAAGUCAACACCGAAAUCGCAGACUGGCUUCAGGAGCGCCGACGUGUCGAAGACCAAUAUGUUGCUGGGCUCAAGAAGCUGCUUAUGUUCAAGGUGCCCAACUCCGGGUCUGAGCUAGGUAUCUUCCAGCCCUCGUGGGACAAGGUCCUCCGCUCUACCGACGCAAUUGCCGCAUCACAUCACCUGUUUGCCCAGCGGAUCGAGAAGGAUGUCGAGCAUGCCUUGCGCCAGUUUCAAAAUCGCAAAGAAGUUCAAAACAUGCAGACAAUGUCCAUGAACCUAUCGACAAUUGCCAAGGAAUUAGACGAUGCGCGUGAGAAGGUCGACAAGCUGUCCAAGAAAGGUGGCAAGGCCAGCGCCCUCAAGGUGGACACCGCCACCGCAAGACUGGAAUCCGCCUCGUCGCAAUGGGAGUCACAAGCCCCUUUUAUCCUCGAGACACUGCAAGCUCUUGACGAGCAGCGUUGUAACCACCUCCGAGAUGUGCUCACGCAACUCGAAACACAUGAAGUCGAUCAGUCGGACAGGUUGCGAGCCGCUGCGAACGACGCUUUGGCGACGAUUGUGGAGGCCGAUACCGCGCGGGAGGUCGAGAAUUUUGUGUCCAGAGUUACGGCAGGGAAGCCGAAGGUCGAGAAGAGGCCCGCGUUGACGGAGAGACCAUCCACUAUGACGAGGCAGUCAACGUCCACUCACGCCCAGCCUCCCUCAACUGCAGACUCGGGCCUCGCACCGCCCCCAAUACCUUUCUCUCAGCAUGAGGAUAAUCGGAGUGUCCAUUCUAUGCCGGGCGAAGAGAAGACUGAAUCUAAGUUGCGCAGUCGAAUCGGAACAGUCUUUGGCCGCCGGCGCCAGAGCGUACACGGCGGGUUCGGUCAGCUCUCUCCGGGCAAGAACAACGGCCCCUUCAACCGUGCGUCGAGCAGUCAUGGUCGAUUGUCGCCAAAUGCGUCUUCUAGCAAUUUGGCCGGCUCGAGCGCAAACAGGCUGGACUCACUGGCGGAGGCUCCUGAUACACCAGGGCUGCCCAAGCCUCUGGAGCCGGAACCAGCAGCGGCCACAACGAACGGGACCCACGGCGCAAACGCUACUAUUUCCACCGGGACACCAGCAACGCCCGCUACGGAAAUUCUUAACGGCGCCACUGCAGAGGAGAUAUUCGACGCUCCUCCAGGCCCACCGCCGUCCCACCUGAACAAGGAGGGCGUGCCCACCAAAGACCAGGAUGGGUUCACGAUACCACCUGCUGCCAACGACCCAAUAUCCCAGGCACAGAGGGAGGCAGCAGGCGAGAUGGGAGAGGAGCAUGACCAGCUCUUCAAGCUGAACAUACAAAACAGCCCGAUCGCCGAAGAGGACCCUGAUGAAAGCAAGGCCGCCAUAGCCAAUGUUGCGAGCUCUCUUGGCGUAAUGCCCUCUCGACGCACAGGUACCGUUCGUGGUCGCAGGGAUGUGCGAAAUACGAUCUACAUGCCGACAAAUACCCAGUUGCCCUCAGUGGAUGCUUCAGGGUCUCUGUCGGUCGUCGCUGAACCAACACAAAAUUUGCCCCCGUCCCCAGCGCUGCACGGUGCAAGCAGCAGCAUGAGCUCGAAACCCUCUGCCAUUCACACGUUGGCAAGCGAGGCUAGUGGGACCGCCACCAGCGACACGCAGUCGAUCAGGAGUGCAGGCAGCCUUGGGAGUUUUCUGCACGGCAAGCACCCGGAUCUCACUGCGCCUGGUCUGAACUCGAGUAUCGUCGAGACGGUUUCGGCAACCUUUGAGGAGGGCGUGCUCAAGUCUGUGAAGAUUAAUGGAGAGAUAGCAUUUGCGUACAACGGGGACGGGACCAUCUCUGAAGCGCGCGAGACCAUACGCAUCAAUGAUUUCCCUAGUUUGGAAGCCAUAGGACCCAACCGAAUCUUUGUCUCCAGCACCCCCUCACCGGAUGAGUUCCUUCUCGAUCUCGCACAUAUCCCCUCCAGGACUGCGACCCCGGGCUUUACCUACCGUGUGCAUGCGGAGGAACCUACAUCUGACUUUGCAACUCACUGCCCGCUACUCAUCCAGUCAGCGUGGAAGCCAGGUCAGGAUAAGCUCGGGCUCCUGCUGCAAUACAAGCUCAACCCUGAGUUCCUGCACAGCUCGAAGGCGGUGGUCCUCAAGGGACUGACGUUCGUUGCGACAUAUGAGGGCGCAAGGGCGAGCGGUGUGCAGACGAAACCUGCAGGAACGCACCUGAAGGAGAAACACCUUGUCUACUGGCGCAUAGGCGAUGUGUCUCUUAGCUCUGGUGACGACGGCUGGCAAAAGAUUGUAUGCAGGGUGAUUGGUGCCGAAAAUGCCCAGCCAAGACCCGGAACUAUCGAGGCUAGGUGGGAAUACAUCAGCUCGAGCGCGCCUGGUGACGAAGGCACCCACGGAGGCAUCUCCAUCAGCAGACGGGGUGAGAGCAAGGGCAAGGAGAAGGCCACAGAUGACAGUGGAGAGGACACCGAAGAUGACCCGUUUGCGGACGAGAGCGCCGUAGCUUCUCCAAAGGGGGCCAGCUGGCAUGAUGUGCCGCUGGUGAGGAAGAUUGUGAGCGGCAAGUACGAAGCGAAGUAA